Molecule: messenger RNA, 1687 nt
Organism: Medicago truncatula (barrel medic)
Lineage: Eukaryota; Viridiplantae; Streptophyta; Magnoliopsida; Fabales; Fabaceae
Product: nematode resistance protein-like HSPRO2
Exons: 1
Coding region: 144-1496 (450 amino acids)
Biological process (GO): defense response
Molecular function (GO): metal ion binding; heme binding
Source: RefSeq, a predicted model, not a curated record
UCCAUAUCCACAUAGAAUUAUAAAUACCCUUUUUCUCUUCCUUGCCCUCUUCAAACCAACACCACUUCAACCAUUCAAUUCAUUCUUUCAUUCACAAAUUAUACAAUAUUUACAUACACUAUUUUCUCUCUACCUUUUCCAAGAUGGUUGAUUUAGAAUGGAAAUCAAAGAUGCUAAACUCAAAUAUAGCCCCCAAAUCACCAAAACUUUCUUUACCCUUACCAACUUUCCAUCUCCCUCUUCCACUUACAACAAACGACAUCACAACAGCCUCAUCCACACUUUGCACAACAUAUGACAACUAUCUCCACCUCCCUCACCUCCAAACCCUUUGGUACUCAUCAACCUUUCCCAACUGGGCCAACGAGCCCAUCAUAAAACCCGCUUUAACCGCUCUAGAAAUCACUUUCUGUCUCAUCACAACCGUUUUAUCCGACCCAAGACCCUAUAUCAACAAACGCGAGUGGACUCGACGUGUUGAAUCUCUAGCAAAAUCUCAAAUCCACGUCAUCGCAUUACUCUGCGAUGACGAGGAACAAAACACUAAUACUUGUGGCAAAGCUCCGAUAACCGAGCUUAGCAAAAUAUACCAAGACCAAUUCAGAAGCUAUAGCGAACAAAGCUUGCUACCAAAACUCGCCACGUGGCAGAAAUCAAAACAAAUAGCACAGAGACUAUUUUCCACUGUGGAAUCUGAAAUGAUGACGUGUAAUUACACGUUAGGUUUAGGAGAACAAAAUUUCAACGGUAAACCGAUUCUCCGUUACGACGAAAUUUGCAAACCGAAUUUCAUCCACUCAUUAGAAACGACACCGUUUGAUCAUAUCGGAAACCACGAGAACAGAAUUCUACACGCGACACACCAGAUUUUGGAAUCAUGGACACGCGCAGCGCGUGUGUUACUAGAGCGCGUGAACAAUUCCAUUGAUAACAAAACAUUUGAGAAAACCGCGAGUGAGAUUUACGCGGUGGAAAGAAUCUGGAAGAUUCUAACGGAAAUCGAAGAUUUACACAUGAUGAUGGAUCCAGAAGAUUUUCUGAAACUGAAGAAGCAAUUAGGUUUAGGAACAAGAACGAUGAAUGAAAUGAAAGAAAUUCACGAAACGGUGCCGUUUUGUUUUCGUUCAAAAGAGUUUGUUACAGUAACAAAAAUGUGUAGAGAUUUGAAGCAGAAGGUGCCGGAAAUUUUGGAAGUUGAAGUGGACCCCACGGGUGGGCCAGGGGUAAUGGAGGAAGCAAUGAAGGUUUAUUCAGAGAAGAAAGAGUUUGAGAAGGUUCAUUUGUUGCAAGGGUUGCAAGGGAUUGAGAUAGAAAUGAAGAGAUUUUUUUAUGGUUAUAAACAAGUUUUGGUUGUUAUGAUGGGAAGUAGUGAGAUGAAUUUGGAAUGUUUGAGUAGGAUUUUUCUUGAACCUACUUGGUUUCCUAGCUUGGAUGCUGCCAAGACUUUUCUUGGGUAUUAUUGGGAAAAUAGUGAGAAUAGUAGAAAUACUUGGUGAUUCAUAUGAGAUUAUGUUGGAUAUUAGGAUCUAAACUUAGAAACAUACAUGAUUGAAAAAAACACUAUUCUUUCCUUUUUUUUUUUUUUUUUUUUAUGUGGAUUAAAUUUUGUAUUAGGUGUACCAAAAGAAAAUGAGUAUUGUUGUUUACACAUUUAGUUUGGCUGAGAAACAUUAGUAAAUUACUCAAA